Messenger RNA from Gorilla gorilla gorilla (western lowland gorilla), 4894 nucleotides. RefSeq names its product centrosomal protein 126 (gene CEP126). Lineage: Eukaryota; Metazoa; Chordata; Mammalia; Primates; Hominidae. The transcript has 11 exons. The coding region runs from base 1123 to 4476 and encodes 1117 amino acids. The record is from RefSeq and is a predicted model, not a curated record. Gene Ontology annotation, cellular component: centrosome; ciliary base; midbody. Gene Ontology annotation, biological process: non-motile cilium assembly; mitotic spindle organization; cytoplasmic microtubule organization.
UGGUGGGUGAAUAAUCUUUAUUUGGUCGUACUUUCUGCUUCCAAUCUGGGAAUUUUUCCAAGAAAACACUGACUGAAAUACAGUCAGAAUUUAUAUAUGCAUUUACAUUAGGCUCCAACAAUAAGAUUCAGCCUUUUUCAAAACUGUCACUUGCAUAGCCAAUAAACUAGUGGCUCAAAAAUCCAUUUAAUUUUCCAUACUUCCCAAAACCAUUUCAAUGCGAUGAUCUCUUUUAGCAUAUCUUCCCAAGAGAUUGCUAGUUUUGCUGUGAUGGUCCAUUUCCAGAAUCUGGCAGCAAUGCAAGAACCAUUAGGAGGCUUUGAAAUGUAGACCUUAUAAGUAGGGCAAAGGCAAAGAAGACGACUGCAGAGGGAAUGCCAGAAGCAUUACCGAGUGGAUGAGAGAAUGCAGGGAAGGAAAAUUUCCACUUCACAAAGACAUUUUAAAGAGACGGUGUUUGGGGAUGGUGAUGCCACAGAAAGACUCACAACUCAAAAUCUCACAACAGGAUUCAGUAGUUUAACAAAUUCAACUCCAAAUUGUCCCCCAGACAAUCACUGCAGACUCCUCCCGGUGGCAAUUGCCUGUAUCUGAGGAUUUUACAUCUGUCUUUCGUCACUGUCGGUACUGCCACAAAAACACUCUCAUAAAAAGGGAGGCAGAACUGCAUCAGGCUCUAAAACACCACUCAGCUCACCCCUCGCGCAACAACCCGGGUCCCUAGGGAUGCCUGGGUUGCCACCCGCCGCUCGAAGCUGGAGCGGCCGCCGGAGCCUGCGAUUGCCUGCUUCGGGCACAUCGUCCCGCCCCGACCUGUAGCUCCUCCCAGGUUUCCGUUGUCAAGGACGCGGCGUUGGUUGUUGUCAAGAUGGCGGCUGCAGGGUUGCUGCCGCCCCAUCUGCUAUUGCCCGGCGAGGUCGCCGCUGCCUCAGCUGCCAUCGCCACUACAGGCACCAGUGCCGCUGCGCGGGAGCUAGGGCUGUCGAGGCCAACCCUUCCGCGCCCGUGACGCGGGGCCUGAGAGACGGAGUGUAGGGAGGGGCCGAGCAGGAGGAGGAGGAAGCCAGAGCUGCCAUGAGGGAGGUGCUGGGGGCGAGCAGAGAGGCGGCGCUGAAGUGAAGGAUGCUGGCGGGGAGGCCCGGAACCCGGAGCGCGGUCGGGGAACUGGGCACUGAAUCAUCGGACAACCUCGACAGAGCCCCCCUCGGCCCUCGGGAGAGCGGCGGGCAUCACCGACCUGGCUCUUACCUAGAUAUGAAAAUCCAUCUGGAGAAAAAUUUAGAAGAAGAGCGCCAGAUAUUACUGCAGCAACAAAAAAUAUGUCGAAAUCGAGCACGUAAAUAUUUUGUGGAGUCAAAUCGGAGAAAAAAAGCUUUUGAGGAGAAACGAAAAGAACAGGAAGAAAAAGAACACCAAAUUAGAGAACAAAUACUUCAACAAAGAAAACAGAAGUUUGAAGAAGUUACUGAAAAAUUCCAGCGUGCCCAUGUUCCUCUUUCACAGCGGAGGAAAACAGUUUCCCGAAAACCAGUUCCUCCAUUAGAAGAGGCCCUCAAACAAAUUCAGGAAUCCAACUUAAAAUCAGAAGUAAACCUUCCCUUUUCCCAUAGACCAACAAUAAACUGGAGAGCUAUAGAUUCUGCCUUGCCUUCUGCAUUAUCAAAAAAUGAUCACAAGCAUCAGAAACAACUCUUAUCCAAAAUCAAUUCUGAGAAAGAAAUGAAUGAAAACAUGAGGGCAACCUUGGCUGCUAGCAAAAAUGUGUUCCAGCUUAAACUGGAGGAAACUCAGAAACUCCUCGAAGAUCAACAUCUAAGCAAUUUGCAAAAAUUUUGUGAUGAAGUUAAUCAGAUAACCAAUUCUGAAACCCUCUCAAGUAUAGACAGUCUUGAGGCUACAGAGCAUGAAGAAAUAUAUUUAACACUUAAUAAGGAGCAUUCCACAUCCAUCCAGCGGAAUACCAUUUCCCUCAAACCAGCAAAUAUGCAAUCAACUAAUCUCAGCUGCUUUGAUGAAGAUAAACUGGCAUUCUCUAAAACUCAACAUAUAAAUAAUUGGCUUACAAAUUUAGAUGCUUCAAAUACUCAGAAUGUCACACCUUUCUCAGAUAUUUUAAGUAAAUCUGAUGUUCUGCCUUCAUGGGAAUGUUUUAAUAGUAAAGAACAAAAUCCAUCUCCUUUGAAUGGAACAGUGGAAAGAGCCACAAAUACUGCUAAUAAUUCAGUACCCUUUGUAUCUAGCCCACCCAUAUUUGUACUAGAUAAAAAAUGUGAAAAGACCUCUGAAACUAGCACUAUGAGGACAACUGACUCCACUUCUGGAGCAUUCAAAAGAGAGAGACCGUUAGUUACUGAGAGCCCAACAUUUAAAUUUAGCAAAUCCCAAAGCACUUCAGAUUCUCUAACCCAGGAAGUGGCUACAUUUCCAGACCAAGAGAAAUAUUCUGAAUUAAAUCAAGAAAAUGGAACUACUUCAAUCCCUACUUCAUGUGUACCAGUGGCAACGCCUUUAGUUUUGCCAUCUAAUAUACAGUCAGCUAGACCUUCAGCAAAGAACAGUAUACACAUAAAAGAAAUUGAUGCAGUGCAGUGUUCUGAUAAGUUAGAUGAAUUGAAAGAUGGUAAAGAAGAAGAGAUAAAAUAUUUUAAUUGCAAUAAGGAAGAGUUGCCUUUAUUUUCAGACAGUUUUCAAGAUGCCUAUAUACCUCCCAAUCCUGAUUCAAAAGAUGAAAAACAAAAAUUAGCUGAAAUAUCAUCCUUGUCUAAUGUGACUUCUAAUUAUGACUUUGUUGGCCAGCAUAAGAAAAUGAAAUACAACAUCCAUGAGAGAAAUGGUGUGAGAUUUCUUAAAAGUAUUUUAAAGAAAGAAUCUAAAUAUGAACAUGGUUAUCUUAAGGCAUUAAUUAUAAAUCAGAGCUUUAAGUUUGGAAAUCAAAAAGCAGCAGCUAUCAGAGAUAGUAUUGAAUUAACAAAGGAAAAAGGUGCAGAAAUUCCAAAGACUAUUAAAAAACUGAGGUGGUUUGAUGAAACUAGCAAUAUAGAAAACAAUGCUGAAAACAGUCAUUCACUGAAGAAUAAAACAGGAACAACUCAACAGCAUUCUCAACAAUUCCACAUUCAAAGUGGUUCUGGAAGCAACAUAAUUAGUGUUUCUACUUGUGCUGUAAAUUCUGCUGAUACAAAGAAGUCCAGGGAGGAUUCUGUCUCUGAAAAUGUUACGACUUUAGGAGGAUCUGGAGCAGACCAUAUGCCUUUGAACUGUUUUAUACCUUCAGGUUAUAACUUUGCUAAACAUGCCUGGCCAGCCUCAAAAAAAGAAGAAAGUAAAAUCCCUGUACAUGAUGAUUCUAAAACUAAGCAAGGUAAGCCACAAAGAGGUAGAGCAAAAAUAAUUAGAAAACCAGGAUCUGCAAAAGUCCAAUCAGGCUUUAUAUGUACAAACAGAAAAGGCGCUGUCAUUCAACCACAAUCUGCAAGCAAAGUCAGCAUAUUUACACAAGCUCAGGGAAAAUUAAUUAUACCUCGUCCUCCUCCUCAAUCUACAUCAAAUAUUAGAAGUGGUAAAAAUAUACAAGUGUCUCAGUGUCAACCAGUAACUCCUGAAAAUCCUCAAAACAUUAUUACACAUAACUCUUUUAAUUCAAAACAUGUGCUUCCAACAGAACACAGUUUGAAUCAGUGGAAUCAGGAAAGUAGUUCUCCACUCUCAAAUGCUUGUUCUGACCUAGUCACUGUGAUACCAUCACUGCCAUCAUAUUGUUCUUCAGAGUGCCAAACUUUCACAAAAAUAAAUCAUUCAAAUGGCACUCAAGCAGUUGCCCGGCAAGAUGCGACAUUAUAUUGCACCCAAAGAAGUCCUGUUUGUGAAGAAAGUUAUCCAUCUGUGACUCUAAGAACUGCUGAAGAAGAAUCAGUUCCCUUAUGGAAAAGAGGGCCUAAUGUCCUGCAUCAAAAUAAGAGGGCUACAGGGUCUACUGUUAUGAGAAGAAAACGAAUUGUUGAAACUAAGCGGAGAAAUAUUUUAGAGCAGAAAAGACAAAACCCUGGAUCUGUAGAACAGAAGUACAGUGAGCAAAUUAAUAAUUUUGGACAAAGUGUCCUGCUAAGUUCAAGUGAGCCAAAACAAACUACAAGGGGUACUUCUUAUAUUGAAGAAGUUUCAGAUAGUACUUCUGAGUUUUUGAUGGCUGAAAACUUAGUGAAAGCAUCAGUGCCGGAGGAUGAGAUUCUGACUGUCUUGAAUAGCAAACAGAUACAGAAAUCAAAUCUACCUUUAAAUAAAACUCAACAAUUCAACAUCUGCACACUGUCAGCUGAUGAACAGAAGAUCCUAGAGUCCCUUAAUGAUCUCAAUGAAAGACUACAUUAUAUACAAGAAUCCAUUUGCAAAAACCCAUCCAUCAAAAAUACUUUACAAAUAAUACCACUUCUGGAGAAGAGAGAAGAUAGAACCAGCAGCUGCAGAGACAAGAGAUAAUUCCAGCAGAAUCCGUCUAAGAAGACCUUUCAUGUACUUCUCGAGGACUAGAUGCAUACCGUUUUGUGAAAACCAGCCAUAGGAAAACAUGUGAGCAACAACCCCCGUGAACAUUUGUCCUAACUCAGAUUUUGUGAGCAGUGAAGUUUAACAGAGCAGUGACAUUUAACAAAGCAGUGAAGUUUAACAGAGUUCUGAGAAUACCAUGAAAGACAUUAUGCCUGCCUAAACAAAAAGCAGGACAUAACCUAGCUCUGAAUACAUGCCACAAGGAUGAAGCUUGUGAGUAGAGCAAACAAACGUUUUUCCAAAGAAUUCACAGUGCUCCUUUGCAAUUUAUAGAUUUCAUGUUGAAAUAUAUGUUAAAUAAAAUUUCUGUUUAUUGAACCUCUUUAUUAAACCUCUAACUUACUGAUAA